Messenger RNA from Bombus impatiens (common eastern bumble bee), 2689 nucleotides. It is a transcript of the gene kek5, whose product is annotated as amphoterin-induced protein 1-like. NCBI's taxonomy places the organism in Eukaryota, Metazoa, Arthropoda, Insecta, Hymenoptera, Apidae. The record is from RefSeq and is a predicted model, not a curated record. Gene Ontology annotation, molecular function: protein binding. The transcript has 10 exons. The coding region runs from base 344 to 2563 and encodes 739 amino acids.
UGUUGAAGUUUUAAAGCGUAAAAUCCUCUAUGGAAUGGAGCCCUCACAUAUUUCCAUCCCAUGAGGAACAGGAAGAUCGAGAUUUUCGAGGUGCUUUCCACGAAGGAUGGAGUAUCAUAGCUUUCGGACUUAUUCAUUUCGAAGUUAUGCAUCGUAAGGUAUAGGUGAGAAAUAAGAAAGGUGGAGAAAGUGGAGGGCAAUUUUGCGCGUCUGCUCGAAGAAAAUGGUGACUACGUAGAUUCUUCUUGCACGAAGAUUACAUGCAGUGUCACGCGUCUGCGGGGAUUGCCGCCACUUACGUCGACGAGGAAUCUUCGAGUCAGCGAUCAGGAGCGACAUAUUGAUGUGCCGGCGAUCGAUCCACGGACCAAGUGACGAGGCACCGACGCGCCGCCAAGAAAAUCUCCACAGACAAAUCCUCGGGAUGGAGUUAAGAACGGCGAAACUGUUACUUUACUCGACACUGGUGGUCGUGGUGUGUUGGAGCCAGGAAUAUUGGACGGGGCUGUGUUCGUCGUCGUGCAAGUGCAGAUGGAUCUCCGGCAGGAAGACCGCCGAAUGCAUCAAGCAGAAUCUCACGCAGAUACCCAGCAGUUUGUCGCCAGAGAUUCAGAACUUCGAUUUGACCGGGAAUCGUAUCAUGCACCUGAUGCACGACUCGUUCAGUCGGGUGCAUCUUGUCAAUCUUCAGAAGCUGGUGCUGCGAAAAUGCGAGAUCGAGUCGAUCCAUACAGACGCGUUCAAUGGCCUGAAGAUCGUGAUUGAGAUCGAUUUAUCAGGAAAUAACAUUAAAACCUUGUAUCCCGGUACGUUCAGGGAGACGCAACGAUUGAGGGUACUGUUGUUGAACGAGAACAAGCUUAAGGUGUUGGAAAACGGUUUGUUCCACGAUCUCGCAUAUCUACAAAAGGUGAUGCUGUCUAACAACGAGUUAGAGCGAGUGGAGGAGGAAACCUUUCGUAAUCUUCCGGAAUUGCGAUUGUUGACCUUGGAUGGGAAUAAUCUGAGCGUAUUGAGGGUGCAGAGCUUCGAGACGUUGCCAAAGCUUGGGAGCCUAGAGCUGCAUAACAAUCCAUGGAAUUGCAAUUGCCGUCUGAAGAAAUUUCGCGAUUGGACGAUAGAACGAAAGCUGUAUACGAAACCCACUACAUGCCAGCAACCAGCUACCCUUGCAGGGAGGAUGUGGGACGAAGUCAGCAGUGACGAAUUCGCUUGCCGACCUGAAAUCUUCACGAUAGGACCAUCAGUGAAGGUCGAGGUUGGCAAUGGCAACGUCACCUUUUGGUGCAAGGCUUCUGGGAUCCCACGACCGCAGUUGGCCUGGGUACAUCGGUCGAGAAUCUUGAACAAUCAUACGAGACGACACAACGGAGAGAAAAACUACAUCCUGAAAUCGAGCCACGAAUGGCUGAACCUCACGAUACCGGACGUUAUUUCUUCGGACAAGGGUGAUUACGUCUGUCUGGCGAAAAGUCCGGGCGGAAAUACAGAGAAGAACGUGACCCUGAUUAUCGCUGGUGACGCCAUGGGCGGCAAGGACAAUAUAAUUAGUCUGCCUCUCGCGCUCGGUUUGGGCGUGACCGCGUUGCUACUUCUGGUGGUGACCGUGUCCUUUUGCGUGUGUUAUUGUCGUCGCCGACGAACGAGGCACGACGAGAAGAGCUUAGAGGCCGCCUCGAUGGAGCACCACGGUCUCGGUGAACAGGAGAAGUCCCUCAUCACGACUAUAAAUCCCGUGGUGAAGCCACCCAGACGAUACGAAGCGCCUUCGGUGACGUCGCACGGCACCGAGAUGACAGAGCUGAACCGUACAUUGCUCGACAACGACUCAGUCUUCGGUCAGUACACUGCUUACAUUACUAAACAGUGCGUGGCCAGGUGCUAUAUCACAAAAUACAUACUUGUGGCGUCCACCGCGCCCGACAACACGCGUCUUCCGAGUCAACAUGUGACACCCACCGCGUUUGGCUCACCCUCGAACCAAUAUCCAGCAGCUUUCAAGACUUUGCCGCACAACCGUAGCGUUACACCCUAUGGAAUUACGAGCUCGUCGAUCGCACCAGUAAUGCCACGUCAUGGCUACGUGACGAUACCACGCAGACCAAGAGCACCCAGCUGGAGCAGCGGUCCACCCACAUCGCCUACGGAUGGAUUGGAGCCGGUUUACGAUAAUUUGGGAUUAAGGACGACCGCUGAUGGUAGUUCGGUCCUAUCGUUGAACAAAAGUCCCGAACCCUUGUCCACGAUGAGGAAUCGACCUCUGCCUGGAACGCCAGGUUCGCACUACGGUACGAUACAACGAAGCACACCGAAUAUAUUGACCAGCAGUCCACUCGAUAGAGCCGCUCCGGAAGGUGCAGCCGAAUGGCCAACCAAACUCGCUGACGAAUCGACCGACAGUAAUCAUCUUGUUGGACAAGCCCAACCGCAACAGCAACAACAAUCUGGUAGUAGCAACACGUUAGGAAGAAAAGUACCACCAAGACCACCUCCAAAACCUAAGAAGAAGUCAACCAACGGUCCCCUGUACGAGGACGAGGGCGAAGACGGCACAGAGGUAUGAUCGACGUACGUCGGUCGACGAAGAUGAGGCCGCGAGGUCGUGGCCGUGCUGAGGAGGAGAGACGCAUGACCGAAGCCACAUUAGACCGGUAGUGCCUUUCAAGUUGAAACGACCCCCUCGAUGCGC